Messenger RNA from Hippopotamus amphibius kiboko, 1787 nucleotides. It is a transcript of the gene NANOS1, whose product is annotated as nanos C2HC-type zinc finger 1. Gene Ontology annotation, cellular component: perinuclear region of cytoplasm. The record is from RefSeq and is a predicted model, not a curated record. Gene Ontology annotation, molecular function: mRNA binding; zinc ion binding. Gene Ontology annotation, biological process: oogenesis; negative regulation of translation. The transcript has a single exon. The coding region runs from base 93 to 974 and encodes 293 amino acids. Lineage: Eukaryota; Metazoa; Chordata; Mammalia; Artiodactyla; Hippopotamidae.
CCGAGGCAGGCCGGCGGGCAGGCUUGGCGUGUCCCUUCCGUCCGGCCCGCGCCGGCGGCGGGGAGGCGGCGCACGCGGCCCGCGGCCCGCCCAUGGAGGCUUUCCCCUGGGCGCCCCGCUCGCCCCGCCGCGGCCGCGUCCCCUCGCCCAUGGCGCUCGUGCCCAGCGCUCGCUACGUGAGCGCCCAGGGCCCGGCGCACCCGCAGCCCUUCAGCUCGUGGAACGACUACCUGGGGCUCGCCACGCUCAUCACCAAGGCGGUGGACGGCGAGCCGCGCUUCGGCUGCGCCCGCGGCGGGGACGGCGGCGGCGGCGGCGGCGACGGCUCCCCGCCCUCCUCUUCCUCCUCGUCGUGCUGCUCCCCCCACGCGGGGGCCGGGCCCGGGGCGCUGGGGCCCGCGCUGGGGCCGCCCGACUACGACGAGGACGACGACGACGACAGCGACGAGCCGGGAUCCCGGGGCCGCUACCUGGGGGGCGCGCUGGAGCUGCGCGCGCUGGAGCUGUGCGCGGACCCCGCCGAGGCCGGGCUGCUGGAGGAGCGUUUCGCCGAGCUGAGCCCGUUCGCCGGGCGCGCCGCCGCCGUGCUGCUGGGCUGCGCGCCCGCCGCCGCCGCCACCGCCGAAGUGGCGCCGCGCGAGGAGCGGGCCCCGGCGUGGACGGCCGAGCCCAGGCUGCACGCGGCCUCCGGGGCGGCCGCCGCGCGGCUGCUCAGACCCGAGCUGCAGGUGUGCGUGUUUUGCCGGAACAACAAGGAGGCGGUGGCGCUCUACACCACCCACAUCCUGAAGGGACCCGACGGGCGAGUGCUGUGCCCUGUGCUGCGCCGCUACACGUGCCCCCUGUGCGGCGCCAGCGGCGACAACGCGCACACCAUCAAGUACUGCCCGCUCUCCAAAGUGCCGCCGCCGCCUGCCGCCCGCCCGCCGCCGCGCAGCGCCAGGGACGGCCUGCCCGGGAAGAAGCUGCGCUGAGCGCCGGGACUCCGGUCGGCUGCUGCCACCUGACGCCACCGGGGUCGCCGCCUGCCCUCGUAUUUGACCUGCGCACCGUAUCGCUGCUGGGGAGCUUGGAGCUCAGCAGUUGGCGCAACUUGGCACGUCGUCUUGGUUUUCUCCAAAGGAAGCCGACGGUACUGAGUACUUUCCUGUCGAACAGCCGUUGAGACUAGACGCUAAAAUCUUGAUUUACUAGUUUGUGCUCAUUCGGACGGUGAAGGCUGGGUAUUCCACUAACUGAAAUGUGGCAACUUAAGAGGCGCUGUUUAUUUAUACGUCGACCUAUUUUAGAUGCGCAUCAGUAUGAAAUUGUCUGUCUAAUCUUGGAUGUUUAAUUUUAUGAGUGGAGGCACUUUACUAGGUCUAGAAUAUUUUUUUAAAAGCCUCAACUGAACUUAAAACUGGCGAUUUUAUGGAAUGUCAGCAAAAUGACUUUUAUUUGAAAUAAUAUUUCUGUUGUCCUUAAUCCAUUAUAACAAUUCCAGGCUAAGCAAGCCCCUGCCUGGUAGCAUCAAGUGAAGGCUUAGUAAACUUUCCAGUAUUAGUUUGGGUGGAUGUUCCCUCCUCGUGGCUUGUCUCUGUCCUAGCUGGAGGUGUAAAAAAAUGUACAAUCUAUAUGUAGCAGGUAGAAUACAGCUCCUUAUCCUUUUAUGUACCAGAUCUUAUUACUGAAAAAGCAACUAGCGUUUUCCAUCUCUAAAAUUCGUGCCAAGUUACAAUCAUAGUGUAUACACUUGAAAAUGGUGCUGUUUAAAAAAAACUUGUGUAUUUAUACAGUAUAUGAAUUCA